ACCCAAACCCGAAUUGACUCGAACCCAAAAUAACCCAAACACCAAGUGACCAAACCCGAACCUAAUCGGACCGACUGAUUUACAAGCUCUAGCAAUAAACCAUUUACUCCCUCUGUCCUAGAGUAUUUGUCCACUUUCAUUUUUACACACCAUCCAUUAAUACACUUCUUUAAUCCACUUUAUUUUGUAAUUUGUAUAUUAAAAAAUUAUGGCAAUUAUAUAUUAAUAAUCUACUCCCUCCGUUCCACAAAACCUUUCCCUUUUCGUUUUUUUCAAAUCCUUAAAACAUUUUCAUUUAUUAUUAUAAAAUCACUAUUACCCUUACUUUUUCAUACUCUACAUAUGACAUCAUACUUUUUUCCUAAUAAUCAAACUAUCACAUCUUACUUUUACCUAUCACAUCAGGGUAAAAUUGUAAAGUCAACCAAAAUUACAUUUUCCUUAUUUUUGCCAAAAAUCAAAAGUGGAAGUGUUUAAAAGAAUAAAGGAAGUAUAUGUUAAGACAAAUCAAACAAGAUCACACAUGGCUAUAUUUAGGCUUACAUAUUGAGAGAAUUUGAUGAAUCAAAGUGAUUAGAUGAACAGUUUCAAAAGUCAAAAGUGGACAAAUAUAGCGGGACGGAAGUAGUAUAUAUUCCGUAAUAUUCUCUCCACCUCAACAAAAAAUCAAAAAUUAAUAAAGAUUUCUCUUAAUCUUUAUAACUUCACAAAAAAUACUCCAUACCUCAACAAUUUUCAAAAAGAAAAAAAAGAAUAAAGGAAGGUUUAAAAUAAAUGAUAUCAGGACACGUGUUCGGUUAGUCCCCUAUCCAAACGCCCGUAUAUCGGUUCAACGGUCCAACCCUAGUUUUGCCCCUACAUAUAUAUAUAUAUUUAAUGAUGGGACUGCCACCCAAAGACACUCUCCCACCUCACUCACUCCUUUCUAACGCCGCCGCUGGCUGGUCUGCGUAUUCCAAUGGCGAGAGAUGGUGCAGCAGGUGGGUUUGAAAGGCUCAUAUGGACGCUCAACAACCUCACACAGGCCUUGGCCUCUCUCCUCGUGGUGCUGCAGCCCCCAACAGCAGCAGCACCUCUUGACGAGGAAGAAGAAGCUCUAGGAAGGGUGGGAAGGAAGCUUGAAGAGUUUGAAUCGAAGCAGAAGGGUGACAUGGCCUUCUGCUUCGAUUCAAACUCUUCAAGCUUCCUUCCCACCCUUCCUAGAGCUUCUUCUUCCUCGUCAACAGGUGCUGCUGCUGUUGGGGGCUGCAGCACCACGAGGAUUGUGGGAUUUACCAGUGCGAGGAGGGCGGAGGAGUACCUCACCCCGGUGUUUUUCGCUCUUGUGGUCUCUUUCGUGUCGGCCCUCUCGUUUUCUGCGGUGCGGGUGUGGGGAACCAGGACCGACUUCCGGUUGGUCCUCACAGCCAACCAGAGGCUCAAAGAAGAGUUUGAGAAGUUCCUGGAGCAAGAGAACGUGAGGAGAGCCCCUAGGAAGAACCGUGGAUGAUUUAGGCACUUGUUGGAGACAUUUCUACUUGUGGUAUUGCCAAGGGAGGAUGCGCCGCCAGCCGCACCAACUAAGGUGGUGGAGACUGAUGCCCGUAAAAGGGUCGGAGAGGGUAACCUCUUUUGACGAAAAACAGAAAAAUUGCAUCCCGUGGUAAAGUACUGCUUCAUCCAAUUUACUAUUGAAAUUGCAGUCUUUUCCCUCCAAGCGGUCUUUCUGUAUCUGGGCGGCCUGCGCUCUACUUCCGGCUCAGGCGGACAUUAGUAGCUUUUUAUGGUUUGCUUACUUUAUUACUCCCUCCGUCCCGCUAUAUUCGUCCACUUUUGACUUUUGGAACUGUUCGUCUAAGCAUUUUGACUCAUCAAAUUCUCUCAAUGUGUAAGUCUAAAUAUAGUCAUGUGUGAUCU
Messenger RNA from Cuscuta campestris, 1896 nucleotides. The record is from the annotation of a GenBank genome assembly. Lineage: Eukaryota; Viridiplantae; Streptophyta; Magnoliopsida; Solanales; Convolvulaceae.